Fusarium fujikuroi IMI 58289 is the source of this 594-nucleotide messenger RNA. RefSeq lists its product as uncharacterized. Bases 1 to 594 code for a protein of 197 amino acids. Lineage: Eukaryota; Fungi; Ascomycota; Sordariomycetes; Hypocreales; Nectriaceae. The transcript is spliced from 2 exons. The record is from RefSeq and is a predicted model, not a curated record.
AUGACGCUCCGAACAAAGCUAAGCUGUUUGUCGAGUUUAGCUGGUCGGGCUCAAUUUGAGGCCAGCCAACAAGCAACAGAGCUUGCCAGCACCUGGAAAUCCGUCACAGUAGCGCCAGCCAGUAAAGAUACCUACAAGUUCACCUCUAGCGAUGUCGCUAGGCAAACGGCUUUAUCCAGCACCUACGACACAGUCACAGCUCUUCUCAAUUUCCGAUUCGCAAAUGCGCUCACUUCCAGCGAAAUUCAGCAAUUGGACGCCAUACUCCAACAGCUAGACCGCGCCAUCAUGUUAAGCCCAGGUGCUGUCGUAGCCAGCUACUCAAUUGGAGGAUGGGGCUCAGACUGCCGAUCAUACUGCGCGGCGUAUCGCUAUCUUAAUGCUGACGCCCUGAGAAAUUUUAUCCAAGGCGACAACAAGGUCAGAGGGUUAUUGGAGAUUUUGCAGUCUCGCGCUUCUGGUGGUAUGCAACUUGAGUUUCUGCAAACGCGAGUCUAUAAGCAAGGCUGGCAAGGGUCUGUCACCAAGACAGAGCCUGAUAACCCGACUUUAUCGGGGUUCAUGGCCGAGGCGCAGGCCUUGUUUACGUUCUAA